AGGGCGGCGGGCCCCUCUGCCUCUUAGGGCGCUCUUUCUCGCCAUGGUGUGCUGGGGUCUCGUUUGCGCCCUGGCGGCGGCCGGCCUCCUGAUCUACCUGAUCAUCCAGCUCGCCAUCUGGCUCCGAGCUGACAGCGACCUCACCGUGCUGGCGGCGGAAUGGUGGGGCAAGAAGCCGGAAAAGGAGCUGCCUGGGAAAGUUGUCUGGGUGACGGGAGCUUCCAGCGGAAUCGGCGAGGAGAUGGCUUACCAGCUGGCAAAGAUCGGCUCGCCACUUGCACUCUUGGCGAGAAGGGAGAACGAGCUGGAGAGAGUGAAAAAGAAGUGCAUUGAGAUCAGCAGCCUCACUGACAAGGAUAUCCUCAUUGUGCCGCUUGACUUGACUGACAGAAGUGCCCACGAAGCGGCGACAAAAACUGUCCUGAAGCAUUUUGGAAAGAUCGACGUCUUGGUGAACAACGGCGGCCGUUCCCAGCGCUCCCUCUAUGUAGACACGUCCGUCGAUGUCUACAAGGCUAUCAUGGAGCUCAACUACAUUGGCACCAUCUCCCUAACGAAAUACGUCCUGGACCACAUGAUACAGAGGAAACAGGGGAAGAUUCUCACCAUCAGCAGCGUGAUGGGCAUCAUGGGAGCUCCCUUGGCCACCGGCUAUUGCGCCAGCAAACACGCCUUGCAGGGCUUCUUCAACUCUCUCCGACCUGAGCUGACUGAUUAUCCUGGGAUAAGUAUAAUUAACAUCUGCCCGGGGCCUGUGCAGUCACAGAUCAUACAAAACGUCUUCACUGAAGAUAUUGCGAAGGCAAAUGCAAACGUUGGGGAUCAGUCUCACAAAAUGGAAACCGGCCGUUGCGUGCGACUAACACUGAUCAGCAUGGCUAACGAUAUAAAGGAAGCCUGGAUCAGCGACCAUCCCUACCUGGCAGUCUGUUACCUCUGGCAAUACACACCUACCUGGGCGUGGUGGUUGUUGAACCGCCUAGGGAAGAAGCGAAUUGAGAAUUUCAAAAGAGGAGAGGACGCUGAUAUUUCUUACUACAAAAAAUCUUCUUAAAGGAGCAUUAUGUUCUCCUUUUCACCGAUACCAGCAUAAGGAGGAGGAAGAACCCCGGCUUUAAGUACACAUUCUUUUUUGAGGAUAAGGAAUGACGUUAUAAUACGUAACCCAUACCUGUUCCACUAUAGUCUCUUGAAUAAAAAAUGAUUUUAUAGCGC
This is a messenger RNA of Podarcis muralis (Common wall lizard), 1215 nucleotides long. It is a transcript of the gene DHRS7, whose product is annotated as dehydrogenase/reductase 7. Gene Ontology annotation, molecular function: oxidoreductase activity. NCBI's taxonomy places the organism in Eukaryota, Metazoa, Chordata, Lepidosauria, Squamata, Lacertidae. The record is from RefSeq and is a predicted model, not a curated record.